This is a messenger RNA of Microsporum canis CBS 113480, 1683 nucleotides long. RefSeq lists its product as hypothetical. NCBI's taxonomy places the organism in Eukaryota, Fungi, Ascomycota, Eurotiomycetes, Onygenales, Arthrodermataceae. The record is from RefSeq and is a predicted model, not a curated record. The coding region runs from base 1 to 1683 and encodes 560 amino acids. The transcript has 2 exons.
AUGGCUUCAGAGCCUACAUAUCACCCGGUGAAGGCUCUGCCGUCUGAACUUCGCCAUUACUGCACUGCCUAUCUAGAGGAAAGACUUUAUUCACAAGCCCUCAGUCUCUUAUCAAGAAUCGUGUCCUCUAGCUCUACUGCUUCCGGGAAUGUGUUUACCCCGCCGGCGCAAUACCUCGCCUUAGCAGCAACGUUGACCGUACAUCCAACUACCACCACCCGAUCCAAGUCAGAAGAGUACCUAAAUGCAUCCAAUUCAGCUCUACAUUUACUAAAACUAGUCAAUAAGGUUGCAGGGCCCAUUGGCGGCCAGUUUAGGGAUGCGUUUAUCUUCGAUCGCUUUGCCAAUUCGCGAAAUGAGGGCCGGUAUGCAACAGAUGGCGAAUCGAAUUGGAGUGGUACUAGUCAUGCACACGUUGAACCAUUGAAUUUGGAUAUUGCGCAAGGAAACUCCCUCUGGUCGCGAGCGGAAGACUUUUGGCAUGUUGUAGGGUGGGCUCUUAACUGCUCUAUACUGCACCCCAAGCGAUGGGCCCGAUGGCACCUCUUUUUGCAGUUCAUGUGCGAUCUCCUGGAGGAUGACUGGAAGGAGAGGGAGAAUCAGUUUAAAGCUACCCCUGUUACCGACACAACAUCGAAGCGGGACUGUUCGGUCCUCACGGAGAGCCUGAUAUUCAGCUAUAUAUCCACAACUUCGAGCUACACAGGGCGUGACAGGAGAAUUUUAAGGGCCGUUUUUGCCGAUGGUUCCCAAUCAUCAACUAGUGAAUUCAGAGAAAUUUUCCGUAACGAAUUACGAGAGUUCACAAAGGAUAACGCUCAGACUUCUUCAAGAAGAAAAGGAGAUAUUAAUAUCGACGAGGAUAUCUAUGGAGACUACCUUGACAACCCUGAUUUCGAGGAGGACGAGGAAGAUGACUCUAUCCACAAAACCUCCGGUGGCCCUGAUAUGGUUGAAUCCAGAGUAAAACGUCAGCGGAGGGCUACAAAGAAACGAGCCGGGCAAGAUGAACUUCCUUCCGAGCAUGAGGACGACGGCCCGAUUAGUGCUCAGUACGACAGAUUAGACCAUUUGGGCAACUUACAGUCUCUCACUAUCCGCCAACGGUUCCUACACCUUCUCUCUUGUGUUUCAGACGCUAUACCGGAGCAUUACAUAUCGCUGGAUAAACUAUACUCAUUCUAUGUUGAAUUUAUCCGACACCUUCCACUCCCUACUUUCCAACUACUCGUCUCCCCAUCUGUGCUCACCCAUUUCCCUCCCGCCUGCCAGACCACUCUUUGCGAAAUGCUACUGUUUAGUAUUCUAGAGAAUGCCGCCCCUGCAUCGAAUGAAAACUAUCUAAGCCAAGGAAAGCUUGAGAGAUGUUUCCUUCCCUUCAUUGCAAAGACACAGAGCGUUAUUGAUAACGCGAGAGUCUCGCUCCUGCUUGAAUCUCUAAUUCGCCUUCUUGCAGCCAAUGGGUUGAUUUUUGCCAGACCCAGGCUAACAGACGCUGUUGCAAAAGGCAUUGAGGCUCGAUCAAAAAAGGCUCGGAACGACAUUAAAAGAGGCCAGAAUAAGAAGUUGACGGAGGAAUUUGGAUUGGUAUGGCUCAUAGAGAGUGGAGAUAGAAUGGUCUAUUUUGUCAACUCUCUCAUACCAAAGGAGCCACCUCCCGAAUACAUUGUUAUUGAGCCAUGA